Messenger RNA from Aspergillus welwitschiae, 1796 nucleotides. RefSeq lists its product as uncharacterized. The transcript has 4 exons. The record is from RefSeq and is a predicted model, not a curated record. Gene Ontology annotation, cellular component: glycosylphosphatidylinositol-mannosyltransferase I complex; endoplasmic reticulum membrane. Gene Ontology annotation, biological process: protein processing; GPI anchor biosynthetic process. Gene Ontology annotation, molecular function: mannosyltransferase activity. Bases 118 to 1653 code for a protein of 511 amino acids. NCBI's taxonomy places the organism in Eukaryota, Fungi, Ascomycota, Eurotiomycetes, Eurotiales, Aspergillaceae.
CUCCGCAAGACAACCAAACCACUCACUACCAAUCCAUUCAUUCCACCCCCCUCUUAUCUCACCACCUUCCUUAUCUUCCUAGCCACCACAAUCGAAGAAUUAUUAUAAUAAUUGAAAAUGAAAACAAGAAUAACCUACCUCCAACCCCCCUCCUCGCCAUUCACCUCCACCCAAGCGACCCUCACCCCGUCAUCACUCAAGAUCAGCGAUCUAGAUGCUGCAAAGGAGGUCCGCGUUACGAUCGAUCUGAGUGAGGUGGAUGAUGAUGAGGUUCGGAGUAUCUUGACCAAUCUGCACGAAGUACAUAUCCGCUGGGCAAGGGAACAACCAUAUGGGAUUGUUUCGCCGUUCGGGAGUAGGGUUUCGGCGGGGUUGGGGGUGGGUGUUAGUCCUCUUCAGGGUGGGGAUGAUGGGGAUGGGGAAGGCGUAUGUCGUCUCCUACGGAGGAUGUUUGGCACGGGGAUUGAGUGUGCUAAUUACACGGAUUCAUUCACCAGCCCUCCCGUCGUCUCUACGCGAUUCGCGUCCACGUCCACGUAUCAGUUCCACUCUUCCCUGCCGGAACAUAAUCUUGGGGAGUAUAUAGUGAAGAAUAUCUGUCGCGAGGAGGGUGCUGCGUGCGCUGCGGAAUGGGGUGCCGCUGAUAGCAUCGACGUUGAUUAUGAUGCUGUGUCGCGGGCGCUAGUGGUCUCCGGGUACUGGGGCCAGCCUGUUACUCCGGAGGGAUGGACCGAGGAGAUUCGUGCGCCGGGGAGGGAUCGUGAUCGCGUGGAGGUCGGGUUGUUGGGGACGGAGAAGGCGGUCGAGGCGGAGGAUAUCAAGGUUGGUGGGUUGUUGGGUGUUGUGGGUGUUGAUAAGGAGUUGAAACCAACGCUAUUCUCCUUCCCCUCCAGACACCAUGUCCUCCCUCGCGAGGCGACUUUCGACGUCUCCUUCCCCCGUCCGACGGGCACGCAUCCAACCAUGACCAUUUCCCUGUCCCCGGCUGCGCUGGAGUACCCCGCUGCGCCGGAGGACACGACCUGUGCGCUGCAUGCGUAUCUGACGCUGCCGUCGUAUAUCUUCGGGGACAAGUACCAGCUGAGCACGGAUGAUCCGCUGUUCCUGGAGUCGCAUCAUCUGGUGGCGUUGCGGGCAGUGAGCGGGGCAACGGACCUGGAGGCGCCGGAUUGGUUUGUCCCGCACUGGGGCUCGAAUUGGCUGCUCGAGCUGGCGACGCCGUCUGCUGGCCAGGUGCCAGAGGAGUGGAACGUCACGGUGCCGCUGCAUCUGCGGUACCUGCGGCCGUCGGAGAGUGGGUACCGCUCCGCGGGGGUGCCGUGGCCGGUGGUCUUCUGGGCUUGCACGGCGGAAGAGGGCACGAAGAUGGGCACGAACCCGUUCGAUCGCGUGAACCUCGGCUGGGAUGGGAUGUUUGGCCCACGGACGAUGUUCUACCAGGUGCAUCCUAGUGGAGAGAAGACCCGACAUGUCGAAGACUUGAAUGUCCCGGUGCUCCGGUUAGAGGAGCGCGGAUUCUUCAGUAGCAAGACGGUGGAGCUGGGCACGAUGGCAGCGAUCGUCCUGGGAUUGCUGUGGGUACUGUGGAAGCUGGGUAGUGUUGCGCGGUCUUCCGGACAGAAGAAGAGCGACAAGGAGAAGAAGUCGCAGUAACCCACCUCUCCAGCUCCAAAGAAUGUGUUUAGCGUCGAACCUCCACAUUAUACAUCAGUGUACAUAAACCGCUCCAUAUCGAAACUGCCCAAACUAGGAAUAUCAAUCAGCAGAUCACUCAACCACGAGAACCCUGGAUAAUC